This is a messenger RNA of Plasmopara halstedii, 10404 nucleotides long. Its product is annotated as Phosphatidylinositol kinase (PIK-L5). The transcript has 3 exons. Bases 1 to 10404 code for a protein of 3467 amino acids. The record is from RefSeq and is a predicted model, not a curated record. Lineage: Eukaryota; Oomycota; Peronosporomycetes; Peronosporales; Peronosporaceae. Gene Ontology annotation, biological process: DNA repair. Gene Ontology annotation, molecular function: protein serine/threonine kinase activity; protein binding.
AUGGUGGCUCGGUCGGAGCGUGAUGCGGAAUGGCUCAAGUUUUCGACUUUGUGCAAUGAGCUGCGCAGUGUCAAGAAUUCAAAAGGGGUGUCUGCAGCUGUUGAAAAGGUACAGACUUAUCUAAGUGACAAUCGAAGUCGCCAACUUGUACACCGAUGGCGAAGUUGGGGCUAUUUACUAAACUGUUUGCUCCACGUACUCAAAGAAGAAAUGCGGACAUAUCUUAGUCUGAAUGCUGGUGGUCAUAAGCGUAAGAUACGUCCAAGGAUACCACAACUGAGGUACUGGCACUAUCUACGCGCGGAGCUCGAGACGGCACAUGUGGCGGCAGAUGGCCCUAUGUUGCACUUGGAUCCUAAUGGACGCGAUUGCAUCUACCAAUUAUUUAUUUUUGCAGUAACCGUGAUUGACCGCCAAACGACAGUUGAUUCCGAUCCGAAUUUCGAGACACUUGUAGACAAGGAGGCGUGGCUCACAGUGGAGAUUUUGGUGCAAUAUCGCGUCUAUUGUGCUAUCUUAGAUGAUAAAGACUGGAAAAAUAUGCUGCAGCUGGCGCUCGGUAGUAUAUCUCAUAAAUUCGAUGAAAAAUUAAUUGGAGAUGUCAACACGGCAGCUACGCGAGCCAGGGUGAUCAAUUAUUUGAUAAGAAAUUGUCCAUUUGACUUAAAAGGAGACUUAUUGUUGGGAAUAGUGGACGAAAUUGAAAGUUGGUUUGAAGCUGCUACAAGUGAGUCUAUGGAAAGAGAAGGAGAUAAUCUGCUGCUUGUGAUUGCAUCGACGAUGCUGGAAACACUAACAGAUUUAACAAGGAUGAGUUUCGGAUCGAUAGGUCCGUAUCUGUUAAAACGUGGACGUACAAUACUGGAGUUUAUUGUCGCAUCAAACAAAGCGAGGAGAAACGGACUACGAGGAGCUCCAGCAGAAUUUCUCAUGCUAUUCUUCGAAUUGUACCAGCACAAUGUGUGCCCAGAGUCAGAGUUAUGUUAUUUAACUCCUGUUUCAUUACUGCGUGAGAUGAAAAAACUCAUUCAUGUAGCAUUGGGCCCAGAUGAGAUCAAUACGCUCAUGACUCAUUUUAAUUCAGCGAGGGAACAACGACUAGGUAAUGCGCUAGGAAUCGAUGAUCAAGGGAUUCGUCAUUUGGCAUGCACAGCCGAUAUUAUCUUUUAUCAUGACUAUCUAGUGACGGAUUUACUGACAACAAGUGAUUCACUGAUGCAAGAUGAUGACAUGUGUGAUCCUCUUAUUGUUGGUAAAAAACGUUUGAGAUCCACCUCAACUGUCUUAGCUUGGGAGACUGUGAUUGAACAACUUUUUGACAGCUCGCGUGUAGUUACUCAGCAUCUUUCAAUGAGCUCAAGUUCUUCUGCUUCACAGCGCCAAACAUCUACUUUAUCGUAUUUGACAAGAGGUUCGUCUAUGUCACAGCGAACAGAUGCAAAACAGAAUAAUGACGCAGGCUCAUGGCUGCUUCUACUUCUCUCAAUAUUGACGCGUCACGGCGACUACUACGUACUUAAUCGUAUUGGAGACCUCAUGUUGGUGAUGCAGAAGCUUACCGAUAUCCUUACCGCGAAAGAAAUGGGCAAACUGCAAACGCUAACGCUGCAGGUAUUAAUACAACUGGCUGCUCUUUCUGCUCGACAUCGCAACGUGUAUCUUCGUGAUCUGAACGAGUACUGGGCAACAAUUUGGCAUACGUUGUUACGCACUGAGCUUCCCUAUAUUCGCAUUACCGAAGGAGUCGGACUGGCGCGAGGUCAAGCAGGUGACACUGUACUUACGCUGCUAAAUUGCUGCAUUUCUUUUGGAUUAAUUUCCGAGAGCAUGAUUGAAGCCAAAAGUAUGGAAUUGUGGAAUCUUCCAGCCUUCCGACAGCCGAGCGCAGACACCCCAGUCUCUCGUGGAGAUCCUAUGAUGGCUGAUGCGAGAACCUCGAUAGCCUCCAUGUGCACUUUGCUGUGCCUUCUUCGCCACGUGCAAGUACCUCCUAACAUACCCACAGCAGGACUACAAGGAACCACCUCGUCCUUGCUUGGCGAGAAUCUUUCAGAGGAGCAUGAUAUGAAACUUCUUCAAUCUUUAUUUGACCAUCUUCGUGAUCAGGUGCUGUGGAGAAAAGCAGCGAUGGAAGGAAACCCUACAAAUUCAUAUACUAAAGGAGACUGGCAAACUGCAAUAUCUCCAUUGGUCUAUGCAUCUGUAAUUCAAGUAUUACUAAGAUCAAAAAAAUUUCUAACUGACACACGCGAUACUAUUUUUGCACCAGAGUUGAUUCGCAAGCUAUCAGCAAAUCAUGUCAAGCAAUGUGAAAGCGUUGCUAAUGGAGAAGAACUAAAUGGAUUUGGCAUUGCCUUUUGUAUGCUGGAAACUGGACUCGAUCAUCUUUCAAUGGCAUUUCCGGACACAACAGGAGUCAGGCCUCACGCUCAUUCAUUACUACUUCAAGCAUUUUUGGGUAGAAAUUCUGAGAAUAACGAUCUAAGCUGGUACAAUGGGAUUAAAUUAUGUGCAAUUAAAGCUGAUGAUCAAUUCGAGAGACUUGCUGUGCCACCUACUCUCAUGAAUAAGCUGAUUCCGUCCCAGCAUACAUUUCACCUUUCUCAUGACUGCUUCUGCAAGGAUCAAAUUUCUCAGUCCAUUGCAAUUGGACGACUUGCACGACUCCAAAAAAAUAUUUCUUACUGGUUUUCUCAUCUGCUUUCAGAGAUAUCAAGCACAUUGCCUUCAGAUGGAUGCAAUCAAACUAAAGGUUUGCGCAUGCUGGCGAAUUUAUUUGACGUUGGUCUUGUUCUUGCGGCAUUGUACGCAUCAGAAGAUUCAGAGUCAGCAAAAAACCAUCAGGAAAACAACAACCGCCUUCGCGUGCUUCCGCUGCUAAAACAUUUUUUCACCAUCGUUGCGGAUCACUUGAAGCCAAGCUUAAUAAGGCAAGCUCAGCAAAGUCAGUCAAUGUCGAAGAGCGUAUUGCGAACCUUGAGAAGGUUGCACACACUAAUCAUCAUCUUGCAAGGAAGAGACACAAUUAAGAAAUGCUGUCACCCUUCAGCAUAUCCAAUCGAGUUGCGCUUUCCACCAGAUCUUCGCCUGUCCAUAAGAGCUAUCGUCAGUACUUUAGAGGAAUCUCUUGAGAUACUAAGUGGAGGAGCUGAGAUGUCUCAUGACACAACGAUACCUGUGGUUUCCCGCCAGCAAACUGGUUUCAGAUCGCGUGGUGGUACGUCUGGCCGGCCCUCGUCGUCGCAGAAUACAGGUCAACCUAUACAAAAAGAUUGGGAUGUCAUGGAUGAGGGAGAGGACAAUGACAUAUUGCGUGACCAUCCUCCCAGUAAUGUACUUCGAAAGAGUAUUGGAUUAUGGUGUUUUCGGUUGAUUUUGCUGUUGAAAAAAGAUAGCGGACUUCCGUCAGUUAAAAAACAUGUGGUAGCGAUUAAAUUUGAUCCGGAUUUUGUGCUGGCAGUGGCAGUUCUUCUCUGUGGUGUGGUUGGACCGGACAGUCAAGAAGCAUUUGUCACAUUGAUUGAUUAUGCAGCAGACGAAGGCAUGCGCGAAAACGGCACAAUGUCAACUUCACGAAAAGGAGGUCCACGAGCAGCUAUUUUUCUCUCUCAAGUAUUGUCUGCUCUAUUUCUCGCAGGGCUGAUGCAUGAAAAGCGACACAAUCAGCACAGCGAGCGACACAAUCAGCACAGCGAGCGACACAAUCAGCACAGCGAGCGACCCCCUGGCAUUCUAGUGGAUUGCGCUAAAAGGCAUUUAAAGUCGAUGGCUAACUGUAGAAUGAAGCAAAGCUUGCGAGUGGCACGUAUGGCCGAAUUGCAGUGUCUCGAGGUUUAUUUUCGCCUUCACUCACACGAAUUUAUUGCUUUCGAGGAAGCGUGUAUUUGUGGACUGACCGACUGCGACACAAGUGUGCGAUUUGUCGCGGCCCGCGGCCUUCAAACGAUAUACUAUAUGUAUCCACAAGGCGGUGAAGGAAUAUUUCAGCACUUUUUCAGUGCUCAAAAAUCGUCAUUAGAUGAGCUCAAGUCACGACAGGUUGCAGUGACUAAUAAAGACGAAUAUUUGAAUGAUGGUGAUAAUUUCAGAUUUUCAAGACAGAAAAUGGUUGAUACUCGGCUUUGUGUGGACAUGUGCUUAUCAGUGUUACUCAGUUUGUAUGUAAGUGCUUGCUCAACCCAGACAGCACUUGUAGAAGUUUUGAUCGCUUGCGUUCAGAUCGCUACAGUAAAAACGUCGUUGUACUGUGCUGGUACGCCUUCGCUGAUAUCACGGUUGCUGCAAGCAAUCGCAGAAUUUUAUGCGUAUGCAAACGUGUCCAGCUUGCUAGAUGAUCAUUUUUGCGCACUGUGGCACCACUUUAUAGCUGCAAGUAAUCGGCCAUUACUAAUAGAAUCUGAAGAUAGAAUAGAAUGGAUAUUUAAUUCUCCAUCUGCUCCUCUUCCAAACGGAAAAGCGUUAAUCCAGCAGUUUCCACUGUCAACUCUUCUUGGAGAGGACCUUAGCAAAAGUGCCCGGCGAUCUCACUUUAUGGAGAAAAUGGAUAUAAUUGUUUCUAUUGGGGUUUUUCACUGCUUUAUAUCGAAAGAUAACAAUGGGAAUAGAGGAAGCCAAUUUGAAUUUGUGGAUGAGCUACUUUCGUACUUCUUGCAGGGCUACCAACUGAGCGAACAACAAUCCGACAAAGUUAUGUCAAAUUGUGGAGUCCAGCUAACCACAGACCUGCUUGCGUUCUCGUUGAUUUUGUCAGCUCAUCGAAAUCCAAAACUGAAUCAAGUGGCACAUCAGAUGACUGAAGUUGUAAAGGAAAGAGUACCGCUGGAGCAUCUCGAACAUGCUGUUGUAAGCAAAAUGACAAAAUUUGUCAUCUGGGACAUCGUCCGGAUACAUGAUGACCAGCUUGUGACUCAAAGCGAUCAAUGGUGGAAUGCAUUAAAAAGCUUUAAAGAAAAUAACCCGAACUUUGAUUGGAAGCUGGUCAAUAUGGCUGAAAUGCUCUGCGAAUUCCAUGUCCUUUUAUUGCGAGCACAGUCAUUCGAUCCAAGAGCAGAGUAUGCCGUAAAUUGCUUUAACAAUUUCGUCUUGGAGACUCGUGUUGCUGUAGCAAACGAUGCGAUAUUACAACGCUUACUGCUUUUGAUAUGCUUUCAGUCAAUAAAAAACUUGGCUGUUCGGAAUCGGCCGAGAAUAGGAGGGAUUUUAUGUCGUCUUGUUCGUGACAGUUGCGAGCUUUACAUGAAAAGUGCAGAUUUAUUCGGAAAAAAUCUUUCUUUUGUGGUACAGGAAAUUAGCGAAAUAUUAUUUCAGUGCAAUGUUACUUCUCAACGAGUUUUACAUUUGAAAGUUGAUGACCAAGCCGAAUUGGAGAAAGUUAUUUUUGCUGUGUGCAAUGACUUGGCACGCGGUCUUGGCAAGUAUGCCAUUGAAAUUGAUUUGGUGCCGGAUGGGAUUGCAACAAGUCUUGAUAAGUUGAACGCGACACUUAUCAGCCAUAGAGUCAAUUUAUCUGAGCUCUGUCAAAUGGAGAAAGAAUCUGUAGGCAACAUAGUACUAAACACAGAUGAUCUAGCGAAACUGCAAUUAGGGGAGUUCAUUAAAAAAGAACGAUCACGUGGAGUCAGGUUUUACAGCCCACUGGUUUUUUGUGUUACGCCAUGUAUAAAUUCAACAAAAUUGUUGAGUCGAAAUCAAAAUCAAACGAGCUCAUUUCCAGAUGUCCGCUUUUCAGCUGUCAGAACGAGUAUUGGUUUGGUGCGAGAUACGACAGGCUUGACUAAAAAGCUAUUUGGAGAGCUUGCCUUUUCUCUCUUGCAUCUUAGUUCAUCCGAAACAUUUGGAAGGUACGACGGCAAUCGCGACUUAUGCGCAAGCUUGUCAAAUGUUCUAGGCGAGCUUGGAGCGCUGGAUGCUUGUGAGUACGAGCUAAGCCCGUCCGAACAGGAGGCAGGUUUGUCCUGUUUGUAUCAAAGGCACUUUCGUCGAGGUUCUCUCUGCGAGGUAAAAACGAAUUACCUUCAAGUGAUGUAUGAAAGUGUGCUUGCGACUUUGAGCUCGCUGUUUUUUGAAGGAGCAAAACAUAAAAGUAUUUACCCGUCAGUUCUUGAAAAAACUUUAAAAACUGUAAAGGACGUGCUUAGUGUUGAUGAAGGCGUGACAGCCCUAGCUCGGAGCAAGGAUAAAGAGCUGAAGACGUUUUUGGAACAGUUCCAAUGCUCACCACAUUCGACUUGGUCGUCAGCUACUCUGCCUGAUGGUGAGAAAUGUGAUUUUGAAUUUAAUCUCACAUAUCGAGAAUUCCUGGAGCUUUGGACAUCUGUUGGAGAGUUAAAUUUUGAUACAUGGAUUUGCUCUCUAACGUCCUGCUUAGCCAGAGUUUCAUCAGAUCCGAUAUUGAAAGCAUGCUCUCAAUUAUGUGCAAUGCGGGCUGACAUGGCGAUUUUUCUCUUUCCUUACGCACUUGAUAACAUUCUCAGAACAACUGGUGAUCAAAAGAAAAUCGAGUUGAUUAAAGCGGCCGAUGUUUCUGAGAAAAAUGCAACUCUUUGGAUGUCAAAAGCUGCUAGUGAAGGUAUUAGAUUAAUAUUGUUAGAGCUAGCAAACUUUGGCAUGACAUCAGUUGGAAAUUCUCACUCAAUAUCAGGUGUUUCUCGACGGCUUCAGGCUGUGCAGCUUAUUAUUCAUGGUAUCAAUUUUUUACGGGAGACGGAAAAAGCUCGAUUUGUGGAUAGUAAUGGCAAAUGUCAUCACGUAUCUACGAAUAAAGGAAAAGGAACGAAGCGCUUAUUUUCUGAUGCAUCGUCUUCUAAAAUGAAACCACCUGAAAAUAAUCUGGCGUAUGGCUAUUUGGUCGACGUCGAUCCUUUUAUUGUUGCAAAGGCAGCUGUCUUGGUCCAAAUGCCGUAUUCAGCAAUGCAAUACGUAGAGAUGUGGCUUGAAAUGAAUUUAGGUGGAAGAAUUAAAUCACUUUCUUCGUUGGAUAAUGAAGAAAUGGUUAACAAACUUCGUGGCAUUCUUGUUAAGGCCUAUUCUUUCGAUAGUGAUAGUGACGGAAUCUACGGUGUAAAUGAUGGUCGUACAAUGAAAUCACAAUUGGUUAAAUACGAUCGCGAGGGGGAGUAUGCGAAGGCCUUGCCACUAUAUGAUGUCUCAUUGCAGUUCUUAAAUCACCAGCAGCAAAUCAAUGAAGAAACAAUGAAAACUGAUUCAAGUCUACUUUUUGAAGGCAUUCUCGCAUCUUUGCAUUCACUCGGAUACAAUCAUUUGCUCGAAGGCUACCUGCAAUCUUUGCAACGUCUUGAUCUCGUAAAAGACCAUGGAUCCACUUCUGCUCACACUUUGGAACACAUGUAUAAACGUGCCUGGGUGAGUAUGCAAUGGGAUGCUGCACUACCUCGGCUUUCGGAACCCGUAAUUUCUUGGAAUGAUCAAAGUUGUGAGAAAGCAACGCCAGCAAGAUUUUCUCAACAGCAAACAAUUUAUGAAAGCUUGCGAUCAAUAGCCCACAGAGAUUUUCCGCACUUACAACAUGUAAUGACCAACGCAAAAACGAACAUUUUACGGUCUAUUCAAUUGAGUUUGCUUUCUUUCGAGAGUACUAAAGAGUCAUUCUCGGCUUUGGCGCAUUUACAAGCUAUUCGAGAGAUUGAAGAGUUGGCAAAUUUAAUCCAAGAUUCAUGCCCAACUCAAAAAGAAAGCAAUUCCUUGACGCAAGCUACACUAGGAUUGUCAUCGCAGCUGAAUGCAUUUGUCGAUCCUCAAAAAGAAGAACUAACAGCGAUGCCUUUGCACGAGCGAUGGCAACGACGACGUGGACGAAUCAGAGGCGACUUUAUCACGACAGAAAGUCUGUUAGCCCUUGAAGAGAUCCUUAUCCAAGUUUCUGAGCCAUCGGACGGUGAUCAGGUGACUGCAAGAUUGUUUUUAGACCUUGCGGCGUUGAGUCGGAAGGCCGGGCGAAUAGCAGUAGCCUACCGAGCCUUGUAUAGACUUGACCAACUUCAUCAGCGUGGAUCACUGAGUACAUUUGAGACAGUGUCGUGGCGUAUACAGAAGGCAAAACUUUUGUGGACCCAGCAAGAGCCCCGCAGUGCAAUAUGGAGUGGUAAAAAGUUAUCCUCCGAGUUGACGAUGCAUAUUCAGAAGCAAUCUUUAUCUGCCACAGACACGGCAGCGUUAAAACUGCUGCACGUUAAGGUGCUGACGAUGACUGGUAGAUGGAUUUCAUGUCAGCGCUCUGAAAGCUCACAAGUUGUUCUAGAAGAUUUCUUCCAAAAGGCCACGAGUAUCAUCAGUAGUAUGGAUGCAAACGCACUGUCUAGUCGACCUAUAGAUGCUGCGAAGGCACAUUUUUCCUUAGCUAGCUUCAUGUCGGCGAUGUAUCAGCAAGUAAGCUCUCGGGUAAAUUCUCGAGAAUGGCUAGCAGGGAAGAAAGUGGUACAAGCCAGACAUGACGAAUUACGAGAACUGCAGACGAUGGAGCAAAGCAUGCAAAACGAAAAUCGAGCACAUAUUCACACGUUAAACAGAGAAGUUGUUUACGACAUGAAUGAGCGCUCAAAAGUGGAAGCAUCAGUAGAUCAGUUUCUGAUCGGUGCUCUCUAUAGCUAUGGUAAAGGGCUGAGUCUAUCCCCAGAAGCUGAGCUGGAUACGGUUUUUCGUGUACUGUCGUUAUGGCUAAAUAAUCAGCGUAAAGCGGAUAUCAAUCGAGUGUUCAUCGAGGAAUUAAUCGACUUGGUCCCCUCGUACAAGUUUGUGCCUCUCUCCUAUCAAAUUAUUUCGCGUAUUAGCAGUUCGAGUGAUGUUGGUACUUUUCAAAUAGCUUUACGGAAACUUGUGAUGAAGCUGAGCUUACAACAUCCACAUCAUACGUUAGUUCAGCUAAUUGCUCUGAAAAACAGUGGAGAUGUGGAAGGCAAAGGCGCGCUGCAAUUUCGAACAAACGUUGGAGAUGCAAAGGCUGAAGGCGCAAAAAUAUACCUGACUGAGUUGUUGAAGACAGAGCAACGCGAGCUACUUGAAAACCUCGAUAACAUCACAAACGCCUACAUUCAACUAGCGCUGUUUGACACAAGCGAAUACCACAACCAAAAAAAAAAGAUUCCGCUUUCAAAAGUGCCCAUUUUCGAGACAAACUCAGGGAGGUCUGGAACAACAUCGUUUGAUCAGUGUCUUCGAACUCAUGCAAGACGUGGCGAAUCUGUUGUGAUGCCGGCGGUACUAACAUCCAACAUUGAACCGCAAGGAGAUAUGGACUACUCGAAUAUCGCACGCAUGUAUUCAUUCGAGCCUCAAUUUUCCAUCACCGAUAGUGGCAUUCAUCGUCCCAAAAUCAUUUUUUGCUACGGCUCCGAUGGCAAGCGGUACAAACAGUUGGUAAAGGGUCACGAUGACACUCGACAAGAUCUUGUGAUUGAGCAAGUCUUCGACACCAUGAAUCAGUUUUUGACGAAGGAGAAAACGACUCGCAAUCGUAGACUGCGGCUGCGUACAUACCGAGUUAUCCCGCUCUCUCCUAUUGCAGGUGUGCUUGAAUGGGUGGAAAAUACUGUGCCUUGGGGCUCUUAUCUUGUCGGACGAACACCUAAGAACUUGUCUGCUCAUGAGCGGUACCAUCCACAUGAAUGGAAACACAAUGAAUGCCGUCAACACCUGAAAAACGCUCCAGAUAAAUUAGCAGCAUUUCUGGAAAUUGAGAAAAAUUUUACUCCCGUUUUUCAUCACUUUUUUCUCGAAAAGUUUCCCGAUGCAUCGGUAUGGUAUCGCCGACGAUUAGCUUAUGUCCAGAGUGCAGCAGUCACGUCGAUUAUUGGUUAUAUAUUGGGCAUAGGAGAUCGUCAUUCACAAAAUAUUCUCGUUCAUGAAGAAACAGGAGAACUCGUGCACAUUGACUUUGGCGUUGUGUUUGAUCAGGGUAUGGCUUUGUUUACACCCGAGACCGUUCCAUUUCGACUCACUCGCGACAUGGUGGACGGCAUGGGAAUUUCUGGUGUAGAUGGUGUAUAUUCGCGUUGUUGUGAAGUAACACUCCAACUUUUGCGUAAAAAAUCCGCUUCAGUUGUCACCAUUCUUGAGGUCUUCGUGCACGAUCCACUCUAUCGCUGGACAUUGUCGCCAUUAAAAGCUCUUCGUAUCCAGGGAGAACAAAAUACGAAGUCGAUGCACACGAGGAGCUCAGGUAAAUUUGAUGGAGUGGACAGCAUGGAGAAUACUCAAGCUCAUGCUGAGCCUGGAAGUCUGGAUGCUGCGGCUCGAGCUUUGAUUCGUGUGAAACAAAAACUUGAGGGCUAUGAAGAUCCAAAUGGCAGUGCAUUAAGCAUCGAAGGCCAAGUGAAACAACUUAUAAGUAUCGCUCAGGAUCCACAGAAUCUUUGCAAGCUCUUUCCAGGGUGGGCUCCUUGGUUGUAG